AUGGAGAGGCGCCCCGUCACUGGUUCUCACUGUAUGAUACGGUGGUGCAUGCCUAACACAUCAGCAUAUGAUACGGUGGCGUCGUUGCCAAGCUGUAGUUUAGUGUCCCCGUCACCCUCGCCGACCUCGCUGCCUCGUUUCUCAAAGCAAUUGAGCAUUCAUGUACAUGGAAACAAUAAACGAGAAAAGCUGCAGCAGAAGCACAUCAGUUCACUACGCGAUCCUUUCCUUGGGCGUUCACUCCACUCGAGUCGCUCUCCCAGCCUCCCGUCCCCAAAUCGCCCGCCUUCCCAAACCCUAGCCACCGACGCGCCCCCGCCGCCACCACCGCCACCGGAUCCGGAGGUUCUGAUCGACGAGCUUGUGGAAGAGUUCCUUCUCCGCCUGCCACCGGAGGACCCCGCGCUCCUCGCUCGCGCGGCCCUCGUCAGCAGGCAGUGGUACCGCGUCGUCACCGGCCCCUCCUUCCGCCGUAGAUUCCGUGAGUUGUACCGCUCGACACCAUUGCUGGGCUACGUCCUCAAUCUCGCCGACUCCAUCCGCUUCGUCCCUCUGUCAUCAUUUCGCCCGCCCCGUACACGCCGCCGCGGUGUGCGAGCGGUCAGCUCAAGCCAUGGUCGCGUCCUCCUCCAUCGUUUAUCCGGGGAGGAUCUGGUUGCCCCUGGUUUCCCCGUGAAGGAUGUGGAUGUCCUCCUCUCCGUGUGGCAUCCCAUCACGGACGAGCAGCAGGACCUGCCCGUGGUGCCACUGCGGCCGACCCGAUACCCGAACACGGCUAACUGGGACGCGGCCGUCAUCUGCUCUGGAGGCGACGGCUGCGACCAUCUCCACUGCCAUUUCAAGGUAGUCUUCGUGGGAAAUUGUGAAGACAGGAAUUUCUCUUGUUUCUACUCAUCCGAGGCUGGACCUGGUGUCCCACCCGACAUCAUGGAACAUAGCUCUAGGCUUGUUGCUGCAGAGGAUGGUAGCCUAGGAUUUGCCAGGGCAAGCAAUUCCACACUUGGCCUGUGGCUAAGGGAGAAUGCAGCUGAUGCCCUGCCUGAUCCGGUACUAGAACCAUCUGAAGCCAUCCUAGCCAAACCUUUGGUGAUCGCCUUUGCAGAUACUGGAGCUGGUGUCAUUUUCUUAUGGACACGUGCUGGGUAUUUCACCAUCGAUCUGAAGUCUGGGAGUUGCAAAAAGGUUGGGGAGGUCUCCUCGGCACCGGGAGCAGUCUCCACAGAUGAUAGACCAGAAACUGGUGUUGCCAUUUCUACAUAUGAGGUGCCAGUAGCUGAUAUUGCGGUCUCUACAGACAAGGGACCUGGAGCUGGUGUUGCGGUCUCUGCAAAUGAGGGGCCUGGAGCUGCUGGCAUGUGUCAAAUGCCUAAGAAGCCCAAAUUACAAGUGCAAGGGCCUCUAAAUCAAGAGGGAAAUUAA
This is a messenger RNA of Miscanthus lutarioriparius, 1419 nucleotides long. NCBI's taxonomy places the organism in Eukaryota, Viridiplantae, Streptophyta, Magnoliopsida, Poales, Poaceae. The record is from the annotation of a GenBank genome assembly.